This is a messenger RNA of Penicillium canariense, 5757 nucleotides long. RefSeq names its product putative Rho guanyl nucleotide exchange factor. Bases 1 to 5757 code for a protein of 1918 amino acids. The record is from RefSeq and is a predicted model, not a curated record. Gene Ontology annotation, biological process: intracellular signal transduction. Lineage: Eukaryota; Fungi; Ascomycota; Eurotiomycetes; Eurotiales; Aspergillaceae. The transcript has 2 exons. Gene Ontology annotation, molecular function: guanyl-nucleotide exchange factor activity.
AUGUCUGGCAGCGGUGUCGAACAGGCAUCGGGUGUCCGGAAUUUCGCGCCGCCUCCGUUUGGGCGUCAAUCAUCGGCACCCGCAUUUAGCCAAUCUGUGGGCCACAGCUCCUCUUCCAUGGAGGUCCCGCCGAUCGCAUCCUCCCUCUCGAACACCACGUAUACCUCGCUCCGAUCAGGCCUCGACCCCACGAACCCUCAUCUCGCUGGCCUUCAGUCAGAUCUGGACGCCCAAGAGUGCGAGUCCCCCGACCCGGAUGAUUACUAUCGACGAGAAAGGUUUGAUGGGAAGGGCAGGUUCGACAAUGUAACAAAUGCGAGCAUGGCACCUGGCUGUCGCGACCUGACGGACAGAGUGUCUCCGCUGCCAACAGACCUCCUGGAUCGGUCGCGCGCUAGACGACCUACAUGGCGGUCGGCAUCUGAUUCGCCUGCCUUGAGGGGCCCGUCAGCAACUCUACCCUCUUCCUCCACGAGAGCCCGACAAGCUUCCUUCAAAGACCUUGUGAACAAAUUCAACAAAACUCCCGACCAACCACUUCUUCCCUUACCUUCCGUGUCUCGAUCCACCUCACGGACUGCAAGCCCCGCCGGCAGCUUUGACGGCGAACACCCCUCACGGACCUUGCCGCGACGGCGUCAUCUGCGCGGCGAAUCCCCACCGCCAGUCUCUGUCACGAGCAACCGUAACCCUCGGCUGCAGGUUGAUCUAACACCGUCGCCGGAGGUCGAGCGCCCGGGACCCAAUCCAUUAAGUACGGACGCUGCAGUCCCUCCGCCGCUCUUCCAGCGCAUACCGAAGUCGCAUCCUCGACGACCACUGUUUGGGGAACUUUUAUCGGUCGACACUCAGCUGAACAACCUAGGAUUCGGGAUACCUUCGCACGUUAGACGCCGAGGCUCUGAAGGGAGCAUCCCGAGUCCGAACCCAGCCUUCCUCGAUCAGUCCCAGCCGGCAUCAGCCCGGUCUCCAUUGACUCCAACCGCGUGGUAUCUGGGGCAGACAAGCUCACUGGAAGCGGUACAUGCUGGGUCGAACGGCACGAGCAGCCAUCACCGCAGAGUUCGGAGUGACUUGGCUGGCAAUCCUUUAAGGGAGCCCCUUGCUGAUCCUUGGGCUCCCGACAUGGCGGUUUCAGGGCCCUUGCAGCAGGCCAAGCCUGGUGAUGGGUCUCCAGGCAGUCCGAAUUCUAGAUCCCGCAUUCCUGUCUCAUUGCACCGUCUCCCCACUGCUUCCGGUGCCGAGAGCGAGUUACCGACCUCCAAUUCGACCUUCAGCUGUCGGGCCUCCGCCAUUCCUUUGGCGCCGAAGGGCAGCAGCCGCCUUCCCAAACCGUCUGGAAAGGACAGCCCGCCCCGCAUGACGGAAAAUGGACCCGCUUCGUUUGCGAUGACCGCGCGUGGUAGACGGGAUAUGACGGUUGGCCGAACCCGUACACAGGCACCCGAAGGAAGUCGGCUCCUCCAAGCGUACAUUGCUGCGCCUCUUCCGAAGAAAUCACCACCCUUGCGCAGCUCACGACCUCGACAGCCGGUUUCGCAUGGUGCUCCGACUUCACCACAUCUGCGACUUGGUGAUAGAAUAUCGACAUUGCAAAAGAACGUUGAUAGAAAUAUUGAGCCACCUCGCAGUCCCCGCGCGCGACAACGACGAUUGCCCGAACUGGGCGAUGUUGAUUUCGAAACUCGUCGACAGCGAAUCCAACAAGCUUUCAAUCGCACCGUCCAGGAGAAUGAGCGAAAGGAGGAGGCCGCUGCCGAGCUUCGCCGUCGUGCCCGAGAACAAAAAGAAGAAACAGCUCACGGAGACAUUGAAACUAUUGAAACUCCAACGGAUGACCAGGAAACGACUCCCAGCGCGACAACAGCUAACAAACCUCUGCCAUCGGUAGAGAUGGCCACUGUGAUGACCCAGUCGGUCAGUGUUCCUGGCGACGGGAACCGAGAGCCACACACCGUUCCUCAACUCCACCUAAAUACAGCAAUCAGUGUGAUGGAAAGCAAUGCGCCGCAUACGACCAUGGAUUCCCCAACGCUGGGAGUUCCUGAUGGCAUUGAUCGCGAGCCACGUGAUAUGGCGCCUGAUCUAAAUCACGCCAACGACGUUACACCCAGGUCGGCCAUCACCACUGACUCGAACGAUACUCAUGUCACUCACUUUGAUCCCGAGCCUCAAUCCGGGUUGCUUGAGCGGAAGCCCAGCGCAUCUCACCGGACACUGUUGAAUCAUAUCAUGCAGAUCCGCGAAUCAAGUUCAAGCAGCGAUUCUUGCGACGAGCCGGACUGUAGUCUAUCCGAAAAUGACGACAAGGCAUCGAUCAAGAUCAUGCUCCGCGAUUCCACCUACUUGAGCUCUGAGAGUAGCACGGAUACCGAAGCUCCUCAGCCGGCGCCUGUGCAGGAAUUUCAGGCUGUUGAUCCAUCCUACACCAGAUGGAGCAUGAGCUCAUGGGAUUCAUCUCUGCACAAUCAAGCCUCCACUUGCGAUGAGCAAUGUGACGAGAGUGGGGAUGAUCUAGCUCUCCACCGUGGACAGGAGGCAGAACCAGCGACCCAAUCUUGCUCUGCAGCUUCCACUGGCCCGCCGUCAGUGGAAGGCGACGAAACCACAUCCCCGUUACAGGACAUUGGCUUUAUGGGCCCUGACACCAUUGAGUAUUCGCAACAGCAGCAACCCAGCCAUGUUUUUUCGACUCCUCCUAGUUUGGCCAAACAAGGCCGAUGGGACUCGCGCCGUGUUACUCAGCUCUAUCUGAAAGAAUUGACUCGGGGUAGGGCCAACAACAGCAACAACAGUAACCUCAACAACCUUCCUCUCCCGGCAGUUCGCACUGCUCCCAGUGCUCCACCUCGAACACAUGACCAGACCGAUAGCCUGACGGAUGACCCCGUCUUUGUUCCGGGUUUCGAGGACAUACCAAACUCGGAUCAGCUCGUCCAUUCGGCAAGUCUGGUUGGCCCGAGUGACUGGGAACACGCGUCCCCAUCCAUCAUGGAUUGGAUGCAGAUUGCCGCCGAAGACGAAGAUAUCGAAGAUAUCACUCCUGGCAACGAACGAGCAGGCGAUAAUCCGGACGGCUUUCCUACUCCGCGCCUUAGAACAGCAGCGGUUGAACUAGAUGCUUCUACAAGUCAUAAUUCCGGUCUUGGGCUAUCUAUUAAUGUUCAGUCGCCGGUUCCUCGACCUGUCGAACUUCCCGCUGAAACGGUUAGGGUCGCUGAUGAUUUGCCUGCGAACCACCCAGUUCUUCCAAGCGUCCCCCAGCUACGCGCUGCGCACAGUACCGAAAGCAGUGAAGACUCUUCAUUCCGAAAACUGGAGCCCACACAAUCCCCUCAUGCCGCAGACUCGUCUGCAACGUCUCUGGCUCCAUCUGCCGAGCAAUCAAUGCGUGCUGAACCUCGCAAGUCCCCUUCCCCUGAGCAGCGACGCCUUAAGAAACGGCGUCAUGUCAUCAAGGAGCUUGUUGACACCGAGUAUACAUUUGGUAGGGAUAUGAAGGUUGUCGAUGAUAUCUACAAAGGGACUUCUUCAUCUUGUUUGGAUCUCUCUGCGGAUGAUGUCAAGAUUCUGUUCGCCAACUCCGAUCAGGUUGCGCAAUUCUCCUUCAAUUUCCAGGAUGCACUUAAGAUGGCUGCUCGCAGUGUCUAUAUCAUGCCUAAGUCUCAGCGCUGGAGCAGCAAGCGCAGCGCCCGUCAUAAUCGCCCUGCUGAUGCAGGGGCUGAUGACCAGACUGGUGCCGACGCAGGAACGUCCGAGCUUGAAAAGGACCGCGCCACCGCCAUUGGAGAGGCCUUCAUUAUUCACAUGGCGCAGAUGGAGAAGGUGUACUCUGAGUACCUGAAAAACCACGAGGCUGCCAACAAGAAACUUCAAGCUCUUCAGCGCAAUGCAAAGGUGUCCAUCUGGCUGAACGAGUGUCGGGAGUGGGCAUCUGACCUUACAUCCGCUUGGGACCUGGACUCACUGCUCGUCAAACCUGUACAACGAAUUCUGAAGUAUCCGCUCCUCCUGACCGAGCUCCUGGAAUCAACUCCGAAUGACCAUCCGGAUCGCAUGCAUCUCCAGAACGCAUUACAAGAAGUCACUGACAUUUCUGUUCGAAUCAAUGAGAUGAAAAAGCGUGCGGAUUUGGUUGUCCAGGUCGUGGGUCGCAAGCGCAACCAGUCUGAUGUACGAACAGGCUUGUCAAAGGCCUUUGGUCGACGCACCGAGAAACUCCGACAACAAGUGGGCCUCUCGGAGAUGUUCCAAGACAAGGAGUACGACUACCUGUUCCAGAAGUUCAGCGAGCACUUCGCAGAACUGCAUGUCAUCAAAAAUGAUGUGGUAAUAUAUAAAGAGAAGACCCACGAGGCAAUGAGACAACUCGGUGAAUACGUUGCCGCCAUUGAAGGGGUCAUGGAUGUGGCGCAGUCCAAUUACUCUGAAUUGGAGAAUAAAUGGCGCGGCUUCAAUAUGGCGUUCCAGGAUAUUAUCAAUGUUGAGUUACCUGAGCAUCUUGAAACGGUCACCAAACGCGUCCAGGAACCCUUUGAUUCGGUCAUCAGACUCUACCAAGGUCCCGAACGAGUCAUGAGGAAACGCAAUAAGCGCCUUCCUGAUUAUGCUCGCUACAAAGCCGUCAAGGACCGCGGCGACAAACCCGACAAAAAAACUACCGAGCAAGGCGAGCAGUUCAUUGCUUUGAAUGAGACGUUGAAGGACGAGCUGCCCAAACUCUUCGCGUUGACGGGUAAACUCACGGAAGUCUGCAUGACGAAUCUGCUGCAACUCCAAACCAUGUGGUGGAGCAUGUUCCAGACGAAAAUGGAAGCUCAUGUCGACGACUUCCCUGAAGACUUUGGGAAACUGAUCAGUGAGUGGAGCAACGACUACAGCUUCGCCGAAGCUCAGGUCCUCUCACUCGGUGUCUGCAAUGGAUCCUUGCUGGCUGAGACUGUCAACUUGGUCAACUUCAAUACCCCCUCGACCGGCAAUGUGAACUCGCCCCGACGUCCUUCCACGGUCAGCAGCUCUACCCACCGACCUGGCUCAAUUGUCGAGGACUCGCCGAAGGUCUCUAAUGACUUUGGUGUGAGCCAACUUUUCCAUUCUCCCAAUAUGAGCCAGUCCGGUACCAGUCGCCAUCGGACAGAUUCCUCUUUCUCCGGUCGUGCUCAUCCAGAAACCCCAGAUGUGGGGCGCAGUCAGCUUCUGCAGCAAGUGACCAGCACUUCUGGAUCCUCCUCGGACAUGAGGUCCAACACGGAGCCCUUCCCCAGCCUCCCAAGUCUGAGCCUGGAUACGCCUUUCCUCGCCGACGUUAUCAGUGCCUCGGCGGGUGAGAAUAAUCCUCCGACUUCUCCUACUGACCGAUACUCCGGUUUUUUCUCUUCCGCCAUGCCGAUGUCAGACAGUCCUCAUGAGGUCGAGGUCCAUCGGGGCCCUAAGUUCCUCCCCGAAGGUGCUAAAGUCCUCUUUGUCGCAGCCAGUCUGUACAAGUUCGACAUUGAUCGUCCUCGGAGCGAAGCAGGCUUCCCAUACCUGACCUACGAGUCCGGGGCUGUCUUCGAUGUCUACGGCGAAAAGGGUGAACUAUGGCUCGCCUGCAACCAGGAUGAAAACGCAGAGAAUCUAGACGUCACUGCGGAAGAGCUUGCCGCCAUGGACCCCGGAGCCCGAGCGAUCACACUCGGCGAGAUUCAAAGGCGGAAGACAGAGAAAGAGAAGACUCUCGGGUGGAUCUGGAAUAAGCAUUUCGUGAAGCUGGCCUAA